CACCCCCUAAACCCAAUUCAGUUCACUCUUCGUUCCUCUCCCUCUAAGCCUUUAGCUGCGGUUACGAAGAGCACUCUUCUCUGCGCGCACUUCUUCAGCCUUCACCACACCGCCCAUCGCACUACCGCCACCGCACAUCUACAUAGACUCCGGCGACGGGUCGACGGCGCUCCCUUCCCAUCCACCACCGCACAUCUGAUUAUCUGAACGAAAAGGGGAUUAGGAGAAAAACGGAAAAGGGAAAACGAAUUCAAGGUUUUACAAAGUUUCAGCGAACCAGACCACUCUUUGGUUUCAGGUUGGCUCCAUCAGGUCACGCUUAUUUCUUUGAUUUCUGAUAACUAGUAACACUUCACUGAUUAGUAAUCAUUUUUUAGCUGCCAUCAUUCACAAACAUAGAUUAAGGUAUAUGUGAUUGUGAAGUCAUUUUUUUAAUAUAAUUUUAGGGUUUUUGUAAGAGGAAACUUGUUUCAUAUUUGUCCUUCAAUGAUUAAGGUUCAAUUUGAAUUUGUUUACAGCAUAUGAGAGAAGCUAAAAUCAAAAUAAGAUUAUAGGUUCUUCAACUACAAAUAAAGUCGUUAUAAACUUGUAUGUGUUUGCGGAGAAGUUAAAUGGGAGAGCUUUUAAAAAUUUGAUAUGAGAAGCUAUUGUUGAGGAAAAUAAAUCGUCGUUAUUGUGGGAUUCUUUUCAUGUUUCAUUUUCCGUAAGUGUUUAUAAAAAACAUUAUCCAAAUCUGGGCCAUUCUAACUAGUGCCCCGCCCCUCAGGCACUAGUUAAGAUGUUGACUACACAAAUUUCAUGAUAGUUUUACUUCUUUUGGUUUCUUAACUAGUGCCCGAGGAGCACCGAUUAGGAUUUUCCUUUUUGUAAAUAUGUAAGUUCAAGCUAUUUAGUAUGACUAGCAAUAAAUAGAUAGACUUUUAAAGCACACCCUUUGGUUUUAUAGGGAUUAUAGCGUUAAUGUAUCCUUAUGCCAAAUAGAUCUAUAAUUGAAUUUUGCGUAUUGGUUGUUUGAGCAGCUUUGCGAUGGAAUGAUUUUCAAUCACGACCCUCCAAAAUGUGCUGACUGCUGGUUGUGCUACGGUGUGGUGCCAUUGUUUAAGUGAAACCAGACACCAUGGCUUCCGCUCCUUCAAAACAUUACACAGAUGACAUCAGCCUCCUCGUCGUUACACUAGACACCAAUCCUUUCUUCUGGUCCACUUUCUCCUUCCACUUCUCUGACUUUCUCUCUCAAGUUCUCGCUUUUCUCAAUUCAAUACUCCUCCUCGGUCAACUCAACCAAGUUGUAGUUAUUGCCACCGGAUGCAAUUCAUGUUCCUACAUUUACGAUUCCUCUUCCGACAGGAACCAUGCUUCCACUAACGGUACAAUGCCUGCGCUUUAUUCCAAUCUUCUUCAUAAUCUUGAUGAAUUUGCCGCUAAGGAUCAGCAAUUGACAACGGAUCAUAAACCGGCAACCGUUCCUUCUUCACUGUUAUCGGGAGCAUUGUCCAUGGCCCUCUGUUAUAUACAGAGAGCUUUUCGUGCAGGACCGAUGCAUCCUCAACCUCGGAUUCUAUGUCUGCACGGAUCUACUGAUGGACCAGAACAGUACGUGGCAAUCAUGAAUGCAAUAUUCUCUGCUCAGCAUUCUUCAGUUCCUGUAGAUUCUUGUUACAUUGGUUCAAACAAUUCUGCAUUCCUUCAGCAGGCUUCAUACAUAACUGGUGGCAUAUAUUACAGGCCUCCCCAAUUGGAAGGGCUUUUUCAAUAUCUUUCAACAGUGUUUGCAACUGAUUUGCAUUCUCGUGAAUAUUUAAGGCUUCCUAAAUCUUUGGGUGUGGAUUUUCGUGCCUCGUGCUUCUGCCAUAAGCAAACAAUUGACAUGGGCUAUGUAUGUUCUGUAUGCUUAUCCAUAUUCUGUGAGCAUCACGACAAGUGCUCAACCUGUAGCUCUGUAUUUGGCCAGGCUCAAUCUGAUGUUGCCUCAGCAGACAGUCGGAAAAGAAAGGCUUCUUAAUGUUUCCGGGUUUAUAAUACUUAUUUUGUCAUGUUCUCAAGAGAGCUUAUCUGUUAAGUCUCUCUUGAUCUCUUCCAUAUAUGUAUCUUAAUGAAAUUUUGGCAUCAAAUUCCGUUUGCGCCUGUCUUGGCGGGAAGCUCAGGUUAGUUAUGGAGAUCAGCAUCAAUUGGGACAACAUUAACAAAACUGCAGGCUCUCUUCAUAUGGGAGGGAGCUGCAUAACAGGCUUUUGUCUGAAAGGUUUCAUGCAUUUGGAAGGCUAUGAUUUGCAUGAUGUUCAAAUCGUCUAAUGAACUCUUUCCUUUUGAUGCAUCUAUCACUUUAUGAUGAUAAUGAGCUAUCAUGAAUUUUUGUUGUGUCAAAAAGUGAGCUAUGUUUAAAGGUGUCUAAUGAUGGCAACUGAUGACAUAGUAAAGAAAGUGUGUCGAUGGCUUUAUAAACAGAUGUCUGAUCUCCGACCUGAAUUGAUUUAUAUCCUUUAUACUUGGAAUGAUGAGUUAUCCUAGAAUUUAACAAGAUCCAAUGAAAUAGAGUUAUCUUCUUUCUGAGACAAUUGUUACCUAAAUCACUGACCUUGGCUAUGGUUUCUUGUCGAUCGGUUACUCUUCACCGAUCUUAGCAAUAACACAAAGGAAUUGGCCUUAUAUAAUGAAGUUAUUAUUCAAUUUA
Trifolium pratense (red clover) is the source of this 2671-nucleotide messenger RNA. RefSeq names its product general transcription and DNA repair factor IIH subunit TFB4-like. Gene Ontology annotation, cellular component: transcription factor TFIIH core complex; transcription factor TFIIH holo complex. Gene Ontology annotation, biological process: regulation of DNA-templated transcription; nucleotide-excision repair. NCBI's taxonomy places the organism in Eukaryota, Viridiplantae, Streptophyta, Magnoliopsida, Fabales, Fabaceae. The coding region runs from base 1118 to 2002 and encodes 294 amino acids. The record is from RefSeq and is a predicted model, not a curated record. The transcript is spliced from 13 exons.